Hippocampus comes (tiger tail seahorse) is the source of this 5738-nucleotide messenger RNA. It is a transcript of the gene elna, whose product is annotated as elastin a. The transcript is spliced from 52 exons. Gene Ontology annotation, molecular function: extracellular matrix structural constituent. Lineage: Eukaryota; Metazoa; Chordata; Actinopteri; Syngnathiformes; Syngnathidae. The coding region runs from base 191 to 4450 and encodes 1419 amino acids. The record is from RefSeq and is a predicted model, not a curated record.
AUAAAAACAGCAACAACAGACAGGGUGGAGGGAAAAAGCAAAGUGAAGCAUUGAAACUGGGCUUUUGUCGUCUCCUAAUACCAUAUCGUUCUCCUUUUUUCCCCCCCUCACCACUCCUCAACUUGUGUUAAUUAGGUAGCAGAGAAUAAAACCAGCUCCUCUGGAGAGGGGUGGUGCAUUUGGGAGCGAGAUGGCUAACGGAAAGGUUCGGCUGCUCCUCCACGGACUCUUCCUCGUAGCAGCGAUUCAGCCCACUCUGCAAGGAGGCGUGUAUGUACCACCUGGUGCGGGGAUAGGCACUGGACCAGGAACUGGAUUUUUUCCAGGUGGUUAUGGAGGUGGAGGCCAAGGCGGUGGACCAGGAGGUCUGGUGCCAGGAGGCGUUGGCCAGACUGGAUUUGGUAUUGGAGGACUUGGAGCAGGACAAGGAGGGAAAGGACCAAAGCCAGGUUACGGCAAUCUAGGAGCCGGUGGCAGUUAUGGAACCGGAGACCUCGGCGGCGGUGGUUAUGGAGGAUAUGGUGGAGUCCCUGGUGGAAUCUUCCCAGGAGCUGGACAGAAGGCUGGUAAAAGAGGUGCCGGCGGCCAUCUGCUCCCAUUUGGAGGAGCAGGAACGGGAACUGGAACUCUUCCUGCUGGAGGCCCUGUUAUCCCCCAGACAGGCUUGCCAGGAGGGGGUGGUGCUGGAUCAGGAAAAACAGCUUCCAAAGUACCAGGUGUGGGUGUACCUGGGCUUUAUCAAGGUGGAUUGGUACCAGCGAAUGGAUUUGGUAACCGCGGAAUUCUUCCAGGAGUUGCCACUGGCAAUGGCCUCAGUCAAAAAUCAUUUGGAGCAGGCGGACAGGGUGUGCUGGGAGCAGGCUACGGAGGGCAGAUGCAGCCCGGAGUGUUCCGUGGAUACCCUCUGAAAUCACCCAAAACUCAAGGUGGCUUCGGAGCAAAGCCCGGAGGCGGAAAACUUCCCUUUGGCUACGGGGGGUUUGGUAAUCAAGGAGCUGGUCUUCCAGGAGGUAAAGGUGGCCCUGGGUCAAAGCCUGGAUUUCCAAUUGGAACUGGAGUGGGCACCAGUGGCAUCUCACCUGCGCAGGCUAAAUCUGCCAAAUAUGGUUUGGGUGGAGCUGGUGGUUUUGGUGCUGUUGCUGGUGGCGCUGGUGGUUUUGGUCCCGGUGCAGGUGGUUUGGGUGUCGGUGGCACAGGUGGACUAUAUCCAGGGCAGAGUCCAGGAGCGGGCUAUGGACCUGGGUCCAAAGCUGCUAAAUAUGGUGGUGUGCCAGGUGGAGUGCCAGGUGGUAUACCAGCUGGUGUUCCUGGUGGUGUACCAGGUGGUGUACCAGGAGGUAUACCAGGAGGUUUUCCAGGUGGUGGAUAUUUACCAUCAGCCAAAGCAGCUAAAUAUGGAGGUGUACCAGGAGGUGUACCAGGUGGUGUACCAGGAGGUGUACCAGGUGGUGUGCCAGGGGGUGUACCGGGUGGUGUACCAGGAGGUAUACCAGGGGGUAUACCAGGAGGUGUACCAGGUGGUGGAUAUUUACCAUCAGCCAAAGCAGCUAAAUAUGGAGGUGUACCAGGAGGUGUACCAGGUGGUGUACCAGGAGGUGUACCAGGUGGUGUGCCAGGGGGUGUACCGGGUGGUGUACCAGGAGGUAUACCAGGGGGUAUACCAGGAGGUGUACCAGGUGGUGGAUAUUUACCAUCAGCCAAAGCAGCCAAAUAUGGGGGUGUACCAGGAGGUGGUGGAUAUCUCCCAUCAGCAAAAGCAGCUAAAUAUGGUGGUGUACCUGGUGGUGUACCUGGUGGUGUACCUGGUGGUGUACCUGGUGGCGCACUGGGCGGCGUACCAGGUGGUGUGCCAGGGGGCAUACCAGGUAGUGUACCAGGUGGCAUACCAGGAGGUGGUGGAUAUGUACCAUCAGCCAAAGCAGCUAAAUAUGGGGGUGUGCCAGGUGGAGUACCAGGAGGUGUGCCAGGUGGAAUACCAGGAGGUGUACCAGGGGGUCUACCAAUCGGUGUGCCUCGUGGUGUACCAGGAUUUGGUGGAUAUCAACCAGCAGCCAAAGCAGCGAAAUACGGUGGAGUACCAGGGGGUGUUCCAGGUGGCGUAUCCGGGGGUGUGUCUGGGGUUGGUGGAUAUCAACCAGCAGCUAAAUAUGGGGGGGUACCAGCUGGAGUACCAGGAGGUGUACCAGGCGGAGUACCAGGCGGAGUACCAGGCGGAGUACCUGGUGGAGUACCGGGAUUUGGUGGAUAUCAACCAGGAGCCAGUGCAGCAAAAUAUGGUCGUCUUCCUGGUGGCGUACCUGGUGGCGUUCCAGGUGGUGUACCAGGUGGUGUACCUGGUGGCGUACCUGGUGGCAUACCUGGUGGCGUACCUGGUGGCGUACCUGGUGGUGUACCAGGUGGUGGAUAUUUACCAUCAGCCAAAGCAGCAAAAUAUGGAGGUGUACCAGGUGGUGUCCUGGGAGGAGUGCCAGGUGGUGUGCCAGGUGGGGCACCAUUUGCCCUACCAGGAGGAGGUCAGAGAUUUCCAGGCACUGGUCCAUAUUCACCAGCAGCAAAAGCAGCAAACUAUGGAGUUACAGGGGGAGCAGGAACAGGGUUUGGAACAGGAGGACUGGGAGGAGCUGGAGUAGGAGGACUACCUGGUUUGGUAUCAGGAGGAGUUGGAGGUGGACAAUAUGCUGCUGCUGCUGCUGCAAAAGCUGCUAAAUAUGGAGGAGCAAGGGCAGGUUUCGGAACAGGAGAACUUGGAGGAGCAGGAACAGGGGUAGGCAGAGUGCCUGGCUUUGUUCCAGGAGGAGUUGGAGGCGGACAAUAUGCUGCUGCUGCUGCAAAGGCUGCCAAAUAUGCUGGAGCAGGAGCAGGGUUAGGAACGGGAGGACUAGGAGGAACAGGAGUAGGAGGAGUACCUGGAUUGGCACCAGGAGGAGUUGGAGGUGGACAAUACUCUGCUGCUGCAGCUGCAAAAGCUGCCAAAUAUGGAGGAGCAGGAGCAGGGUUGGGGGCAGGAGGCCUGGGGAGACUCGGAGCAACAUUAGGAGGAGUGCCUGGUUUGGUACCAGGAGGAGUUGGGGGUGGACCAUACGCUGCUGCUGCUGCAAAAGCUGCUAAAUACGGAGGAGCGGGUGCAGGUUUGGGUGCAGGAGGACUGGGAGGAACAGGUGGACAAGUACCUGGCUUCGUACCAGGAGUUGGGGGUGGACAGUAUUCUCCUGCUGCAAACGCUGCCAAAUAUGGAGCAGGGAUAGGACCCGGAGGACUGGGAGGUACAGGUGGACAAGUACCUGGUUUUGUUCCCGGAGGAGUUGGAGGUGGACAGUACGCAGCUGCUGCUAAAGCUGCCAAAUAUGGAGGGGCAGGCGCUGGGUUAGGAACAGGUGGAUUGGGAGGAACAGGUGGGCAAGUACCUGGUUUUGUUCCCGGAGGAGUUGGAGGUGGUCAAUACUCUGCUGCUGCAAAAGCUGCCAAAUACGGGGGAGCCGGAGGAGGGUUCGGAACAGGAGGCCUGGGGGGGGCAGGAGGAGGGUUGGGAACAGGAGUAGGAGGAGUACCUGGUUUGGUACCAGGAGGAGUUGGAGGUGGACAAUACAAUGCUGCUGCUGCUGCAAAAGCUGCUAAAUAUGGAGGUGGAGCAGGAGUUGGAGCAGCAGCGGGAGGAGGAGGAGGAAUAGGACCAGGAGCAGUUGGAGGCGCCGUUUCCGGAGUAGGUCUUGCCUUGCCGGGAGCGACACCACACACUGGGGUCAGCGGCCUCCCUGAUGGUUCUGCUCUUGUACCAGGUGGCCCGGGCGAUACCAUUGCUGGAAAGCCACCAAAGGAUGCAGGUCCUUCUGGAACUCCUGUUCCAGGCCCCACCUCUAUUGCCACAAAUGGCAAGGCCACAGAGCUCCCACUGCCCACUGGUACAAAAGGUCAAAGUCCAACCGGUGUUGGUGAUGGUGUUGGCACAGCGAGCAAGGCACCAAAACCAAUUCCACAAGGCACUGGAACAGAUAUUGGUCCAGGCGGAGUAGGUUACCCUUACGGAGCUCCUUAUGGGGUUGGAACUGGUAUUGGAACCGGAACAGGGGCUGCAGUGCUGCCUGGUGCAAAGCCCUUGAAACCUCCCGUCGUGGGGGGAGCAGGAACUGGAGCAGGAAUCCCACUGGGAGCAGGAGGCUAUCAAGGUGGUUUGCUGUAUCCUUCUGCAGUCGGACUGGGUGGUGCCGGUGGAGGAGCGAAAGCCCCCAAACCAGGUUACGGAAAUCUUGGCGGCGGCGGUGGUGGUGGUGGAUAUCAGCCCCAGUCAGGUGGAUACGUGCCAGCACCAUUGACUCCUCAACAAGCUAAAGCAGCCAAGUACAUUGGGAAUCCAUUGCAAGGCUUUCUGGGUGGUGCAGGAGCAGGAGGAGCCUACAGAGGCGGAGCAGCAGCCGCACCGUGUCAGGGCAAAUACUGUGGCAGGAGGAAGUAAAUCCGUUCCUGAGGUGUGACGUGGCCUGAAGAAAAACAUGGUGCUACUGCAUGAACUAGAAUGUACAUUUUAAAACACAAAUGUUUUUAAUGACUUGACUUCAAUGUCUGCUCUUAUGCAAACCCACCGACCAAGAGUUGUGUACUUUUUUUUUUCCUCAUGUGACAUGUAUUGCGGACAGUGCCUUCAGUCGUAAAUGUGUGAACGUCAGUGCGCUCUUAGACCCCCCCCCCCCUCCCCUUUAUGUAGCCGUCUACUUCAAAUACUGUAUAAUGUGCGUCAGCCCGUGCUCAUACCGAUACAGACUUGUAGAACCGUGUGUGGUUCAUGUGGCUCGGACAUCUGGGGACAGAGCGUAAGACUGCUUGAAAAGGUUGCCUGCCAAUGUGACCUGUGCAGGAUGUUCCAGCGCACCCUUUUCAAUCUUGAACCAAUCAAGCUGAAAUGUUGCAGCACACCACCUCUGUAACUCAUGAGAAGGCGGCUUUUGGUGGCCAAAUCGCAACAUCGUCUCCGGGCCCUCCUUCCUCACUGCUAUUUUUAGCCCCAUUGGUUAUAAAGUAGUGGGAAAUGGGACUCCAGCCAGCCCAUCUGUUCUCAUUUGCCCUUUUUUUUCCUGAUUUUAUUUGCCCGAGCAUUUUUAAUUUCGACAAAUGCUUUAUUGAGAUCAGUCUCUAAAAUGGAGUUGCCUUAAACUUUUAUUCUUCCAGUGUAUUUCUGGAAAGUUUGCAUUUUUGCGCGUGAUGCUUUUUCCUCAAGUGUCAUUUCAGGAGUUAUUUACAGUUAUGUAAUAAUGUGCAUUCAAGCUUAUAACUCAUAUCCUAUUAUUACAAUUGUGUGAACAUGCAGUCAGACCAAGCCUUGAUUCAUGAAUCGUAGUACAGAAUAACACUUUUGUUUAAUGGGUGCAUCCGUGCCCCAUUGUUCAUUUACUUGAGCUGCUUUAGAGGAAAAAAAAAAAAAGAGGAAAAAGCUUAAAUGAUCAAAGGUUCAUGGGUGCUGUUGCUGUUCUUUCUGUAAUUGUGUACUGUAUUUUGUACUAAUAUGAAAGUUGCUGGCAUUGGUUCAUCCACUCGGAGCACUUUGAGCCUCACUGGGGCAGAUGUGCCGUGGGAUACACUACAUCUUUAUUUAAAACUAUUUCCAAAAGGAGGAACAUUGUGGUUUUGCACUUUUUAAAAAAAAAAGAAUGUUUCCACACACACGUGCACAGACUCACAUGAGUUAAUAUAUCCUGCCGUUGUAUUAGCAUCAUCAAAUAACAAAAAUAAAAUGUGUUUAAAAACUA